AUGAUAGAGAUGGCCAUGGCUUGGCCUCGAUUACUCUUUGCUUUUGCAAUAUGUGUGUUGGCAACUCUAGUCCUCGCAGAUCAUGAUGAUCAUUAUGUUUAUGCAUCACCACCGCCACUGAGCUAUGAUUACAAGUCACCACCGCCGCCAGUCAAAUCACCUCCACCAUAUUAUUACAAGUCACCUCCACCACCGGUAAAAUCACCACCGCCACCAUAUUAUUACAAAUCUCCCCCACCACCAACUAAAUCACCACCACCUUCCUACUACUACAAGUCACCACCACCACCAACAAAAUCGCCUCCUCCCCAUCCAUACUACUACAAGUCGCCGCCACCACCGUCUAGGUCACCACCACCUCCAUAUAUUUAUAAAUCACCACCACCACCACCACCAUCUCCUCGUACUCCCUAUAUCUACAAAUCUCCUCCACCACCAUCACCAUUGGCUCCUCCUCCUCCGUACAUCUAUAAAUCCCCACCGCCACCUUCAAUUUCACCGCCUCCUCCUUAUGUUUCCAAGUCACCUCCACCACCAUCUCCAUCACCGCCGCCUCCUUACAUCUACAAGUCUCCACCACCACCUUCACCCUCACCUCCCCCACCUUAUGUAUACAAAUCUCCUCCCCCACCGUCACCAUCGCCUCCUCCACCGUACAUUUACAAAUCACCACCGCCACCUUCACCUUCACCACCUCCUCCUUAUGUUUACAAGUCACCUCCACCACCGUCACCAUCACCGCCUCCACCAUUCAUUUACAAGUCGCCACCACCACCUUCACCCUCACUUCCCCCACCUUAUGUAUACAAAUCUCCUCCUCCGCCAUCACCAUCACCUCCUCCUCCAUACAUGUACAAGUCGCCACCACCACCUUCACCUUCCCCUCCACCACCUUAUGUAUACAAAUCUCCUCCCCCACCAUCACCAUCGCCUCCUCCUCCAUACAUUUACAAAUCCCCACCGCCACCUUCACCUUCACCACCUCCUCCUUAUGUUUACAAGUCACCUCCCCCACCGUCACCAUCACCGCCUCCACCUUACUUUUACAAGUCGCCACCGCCACCUUUACCCUCACCUCCCCCGCCUUAUGUUUACAAGUCACCUCCACCACCAUCACCUUCACCGCCUCCUCCUUACAUCUACAAGUCUCCACCACCACCUUCACCUUCACCUCCCCCACCCCCACCUUAUGUAUACAAAUCUCCUCCUCCACCAUCACCAUCGCCUCCUCCUCCAUACAUCUAUAAAUCCCCACCACCACCUUCACCCUCACCUCCCCCGCCUUAUGUAUACAAAUCUCCUCCUCCACCAUCACCAUCACCUCCUCCUCCGUACAUCUAUAAAUCCCCACCACCACCUUCACCCUCACCUCCCCCACCUUAUGUAUACAAAUCUCCUCCUCCACCAUCACCAUCGCCUCCUCCUCCAUACAUUUACAAAUCGCCACCGCCACCUUCACCCUCACCUCCCCCACCUUAUGUUUACAACUCACCUCCGCCACCGUCGCCAUCACCGCCUCCUCCUUACAUCUACAAGUCGCCGCCACCACCUUCACCCUCGCCUCCCCCGCCUUAUGUAUACAAAUCUCCUCCCCCACCAUCACCAUCGCCUCCUCCUCCGUACAUUUACAAAUCCCCGCCGCCACCUUCACCUUCACCACCUCCUCCUUACAUCUACAACUCUCCACCAUACUACGUAUAA
Lactuca virosa is the source of this 1701-nucleotide messenger RNA. The record is from the annotation of a GenBank genome assembly. Lineage: Eukaryota; Viridiplantae; Streptophyta; Magnoliopsida; Asterales; Asteraceae.